ACUGCAAAUUGCUUUCACCCCAUCAUCCACACCACAACUGUAUUUCACGUACGACUUUUUCUCUGGGUUUAUCAUUCAACAUCAUGAACUUCAUGUCGACCAAGCUGUCUCCAUCAAUCACUUUAUCUCCAUCAGAUGCUAGUUUUUCCUUCCAUACGAAAAGCAUAUCCCUACCUCCAAAUACCAGAGUUCUUCUGAGCCCAGAGUUAAAUGCUUCCGAAAAAUCUAGUACGGCGAACGGAUGGUUUCCCGCGUCCAGUGGCUCGGUUUCGCUUAGCGCGCCACAUGCAGAGAUAUGGGCGCAGGCUGGCCAGGUGCUAAUACGCGACCACCGCUCAUUAUAUGGGACCUACGUGAACGGCAUUAAAAUUGAACAGCAGACGCUGCUACAAUCAGGAGACAUUGUAACGCUUGGCGUGCAGCUGCGUCGCUCUAAAGACAUUCCAAAUUACAUCACAGAUCAGCAACUUAAACCUAUCAUAGCAACGGUCACUCUCAAAGGCAUCUAAUUUUUCCCGUUUGUUCCCAGAAGGUGGCAGCCUUCAACGUCGUCAAUACAUACCCCUAGACUCGCGGUGCCGAUACAUUAUUUGCCGCUGGCUGUAGCAUGAACACGACUUGUAUAUUAGGUAUAUUAGAUGGACUCUAGAGUUCUAACCUACCCGUGUACAUGCCCCCUUGGCGCUAGACUCUUGCCGUUGUUAUCUUCGAUUCCGCCUCCGAGUACCCCCUGUAUCACAUUUUUGCAUUGCAAGUAAUACAUUUAUACUAGCUGC
Serpula lacrymans var. lacrymans S7.9 is the source of this 776-nucleotide messenger RNA. RefSeq lists its product as uncharacterized. Lineage: Eukaryota; Fungi; Basidiomycota; Agaricomycetes; Boletales; Serpulaceae. The coding region runs from base 84 to 509 and encodes 141 amino acids. The transcript is spliced from 3 exons. Gene Ontology annotation, molecular function: protein binding. The record is from RefSeq and is a predicted model, not a curated record.